Messenger RNA from Darwinula stevensoni, 1060 nucleotides. The record is from the annotation of a GenBank genome assembly. Lineage: Eukaryota; Metazoa; Arthropoda; Ostracoda; Podocopida; Darwinulidae.
AUGCAUCACACUCUAACCGGUCACAGCGGGAAGGUGAUGGCGGCGAAGUUUCUCGAAGCCUGUAAAGUCGUCUCGGGGAGUCACGACCGAACCCUCAAAGUCUGGGAUCUCCGGAGUCGUGCAUGUGGGCUCUCGGGCGAACGGGCGAGGAUUUCGGCGACACCGGCGAGAGCGUUUAAAGACCGGCAACUAAUCGACCGCGGUGAACCUCGGAAAGAAGCAGACGGCAGACGGAACGUCAGAAGGCGUGGGACUCCCUCUGGCACUCCAGGUGUCGUCUGCUUCUAUCCGGAAACCCCCCACCCCCGUCUCCUUUUUGCCUCGCCUGCGCCUUCGGAGUCUUCGACCCCUUCGCGAAGACGCGAGAGUUACGCCCGUAUCGCUAUUGUUAUCGUUCUCAUCGUUACCACGAUCCUAACGCUAGGCAUCCGGACGAUCUUCGCCGGCUCGAGCUGCAACGACGUGGUGACGAGCGACUCCAGCGCGACGAACAUCAUCAGCGGUCACUUCGACAAGCGCAUCCGGUUCUGGGACUCCCGCUCCGAGAGCGACGCCAACCAGAUCCUACUCCAGGGGAAGGUGACCUCCCUCGACCUCUCCCGAGAUGGAAAAUACCUCCUGACGUGCGUCCGAGACGACACUCUGAAGAUCCUGGACCUGAGGAUGAACCAGGUGUCGGGCACCUUCUACGGCGAGGGGUUCAAGGUGAGCUGCGACUGGUCGCGGGCGGUGUUCAGCCCGGACUCACGCUUCAUCUGCUGCGGCUCCGUGGACGGGUCCGUGUUCAUCUGGAACGUCGCAAAUCUCCAAGUGGAGAAGGUUCUCAAGGGACACACGGCGGCGGUGAUCGCGACGGCGUGGAACCCGAACGGGGACAUGCUGGCCACCUGUGAUAAAGCGAAGCGGGUCGUCAUCUGGACCGCCUACUGAUGCUCCUCGUUCACGCGCACACAUCGAUCCUUCCAGCUUCUCUGCUUUUUUUCUGUCGUUUGUUCUGGAAAACUCUCCAUGUUUCAGGUUUUUCCAUCUUGACUGUUAAUACAUUGCCGAUACGAUCGUC